AUGGCGUUCACGGCGGCUGUUCAGGAGUUCGCGAUGCACCGGGGCACGAUUGGCUGCGGGGUCUCCAAAAUGCGGCGCUUGUCGACCAACCACAACGCGUGUCUCCAGAUUCUGAUCUUCAUUGGCGACCCAGCCCGUCCACGAUUCGCUGCAACUCUCCUAUCGUGGAGCAGCCAGGCUCUCCAGCGGAUAUUCGUGGCGUUCAAUGCUGCCUCGUCCUCGGCCGUCCUUGCAGCUGCUCCAGGGCUUCUUGUUGGGUUGAGAGGUCGAGACAAGUUUCGAGAGGAGGAUACUGAGCACGCGAAGGCCAACGGUUCGCUUCUCGGACAUGAGAGACUGUUCUUGACGAAAGUUGAGCUCCAGUAA
Molecule: messenger RNA, 366 nt
Organism: Parastagonospora nodorum SN15
Lineage: Eukaryota; Fungi; Ascomycota; Dothideomycetes; Pleosporales; Phaeosphaeriaceae
Exons: 3
Coding region: 1-366 (121 amino acids)
Source: RefSeq, a predicted model, not a curated record